This is a messenger RNA of Cladocopium goreaui, 330 nucleotides long. The record is from the annotation of a GenBank genome assembly. NCBI's taxonomy places the organism in Eukaryota, Dinophyceae, Suessiales, Symbiodiniaceae.
AUGUCAACCCAAGGGGAUCUCAAAGCAACAGAUGACUUGUCAGCCUUGGAGGAUGUCCCGAUUUGGAUCUUGCCUGGGGUGUUGUGCUCGAUCCUUUCUGUGAUGGACGCUCUUCAGGUCCACGCCAAGGUUGGACCUGACGCCUCAUUUGCGACUUGGAUGAACAUGUGGCUUCUCCACGGAGUGGGAGAGAAGUCAAGCUCUGUCAAACUGGAGCAUUCUUUGUCCCUGCUGGGCAGGCGUUCCUCAGUCGCGAAUUCGCCCUUUGCCCAGCUGUCGAAAACUGGCAUUCGUAUUUGCCUGGUGCAACGAGGUAGCCGUGCCGGCUGA